AUGGGCAAGGACCAGGAGCUGAUGCAGGCGGUGAAGGCGGAGGACGUGGGCACGGUGCAGAAGCUGCUGCAGCGGCCCAAGCCCGGCAAAGCCAAGCUCCUUGGGUCCGCAAAGAAAGUCAAUGUCAACUUCCAAGACACUGAUGGGUUCUCGGCGCUGCACCACGCUGCUCUCAAUGGGAACACAGAGCUCAUCUCUCUGCUGCUGGAGGCCCAGGCCGCUGUGGACAUCAAGGACAAUAAAGGGAUGCGGCCCCUGCACUACGCCGCCUGGCAAGGCAAGAAGGAGCCCAUGAAAAUGGUGCUGAAAGCCGGGUCGGCCGUGAACGUCCAGUCAGACGAGGGGCAGAUCCCCCUGCACCUGGCGGCGCAGCACGGGCACUAUGACGUGUCGGAGAUGCUGCUCCAGCACCAGUCCAAUCCGUGCAUCGUGGACAUUUGCGGGAAGACGCCCCUGGACUUGGCGUGUGAGUUUGGCCGGGUCGGGGUGGUCCAGCUGCUCCUGAGCAGCAAUAUGUGCACAGCCCUGCUGGAGCCCAAGCCGGGAGACGCCACCGACCCCAACGGCACCAGCCCCCUGCACCUGGCCGCCAAGAACGGGCACAUCGACAUCAUCAGGCUCCUGCUGCAGGCUGGCAUUGACAUCAACCGGCAAACCAAGGCGGGCACGGCCCUGCACGAGGCAGCCCUGUGUGGCAAGACGGACGUGGUGCGCCUCCUGCUGGACAGCGGGAUCAACGCCCACAUCCGGAACACGUACAGCCAGACGGCGCUGGACAUCGUCCACCAGUUCACCGCCACCCAAGCCAGCAAGGAGAUCAAGCAGAUGCUGCGGGAUGCCUCGGCGGCGCUGCAGGUCAGGGCCGUUAAAGAUUAUUGCAACAACUACGACCUGACCAGCCUGAAUGUGAAAGCCGGGGACGUCAUCACCGUUCUGGAGCAGCAUGCGGACGGCAGGUGGAAGGGCUGUAUCCAUGACAACCGGACCGGCAAUGACCGCGUGGGCUAUUUCCCGUCCAGCCUGGUGGAAGCCAUCAGCAAGCGCACAGCAGGUCCGUGGGGCGCAGUCACCAUUCCCCACCACUACCAAAAGAUCCCGCUCCCAGCGCCCAGGGCGGCUGUGCUUAACGGUGACUCCUCGUCCCAUCCGUUCCAUUUCUUGCCUCCACCUCCACCUCCUCCACCACAUUCCCAUCAGCCUCUUUUCAGUUCCUUUGGCUAUCACAGGCUCUCCCAUAGCACUGCAGAGGAGCUGCCUUUUGGACCAGGUUCCCGGGGGUCCGACAGCCCGUCGCAUCUGUCGCCGUCGCAGGGCGGAUCCGCUGCCACGCCGGCUCCAGUGGAAGAGAUCUGGGUGCUGCGCAAACCCUUUGCAGGUGGGGACCGCAGCAGCCUGGGGAGCACAGGAAGCGUGGCCAGUGCCCGGAGCUCGGGAAGUGGCAGCCAUGCCCUGCAUGCUGGCUCCGAAGGGGUCAAGCUGCUGGCGACGGUCCUGUCCCAGAAGGCGUCGGUGCAAGAGUCUGUGGUGGGUGAUGGGCCGGGCAAGGCCCUGGAGGCUCCUGCAGGGUCGUCUCGGACCCAGAGCCUGGCCAGCUCUCCCUACGCCGGGCAGCCACCCGCCGAGCAGCAGCUGAAGAAGAUAGAGCCAAUGUCAGAAGGGAAGAGCUCCGAGGCCGUCUACCAGUGGCUCUGCAAGUUCCAGCUGCAGCUGUACGCGGCCAACUUCAUCAAUGCCGGGUACGACAUCCCCACCAUCAGCCGCAUGACGCCAGAGGACCUCACAGCCAUCGGCGUGACGAAACCUGGGCACAGGAAGAAGAUCACCUCGGAGAUCAACAGCCUGAACAUCCCUGAGUGGCUUCCGGAGUACAAGCCGGCCAACCUGGCUCUCUGGCUCUCCAUGAUCGGCCUGGCCCAGUACUACAAAGUCCUGGUGGAGAACGGCUACGAGAACAUCGACUUCAUCACGGACAUCACGUGGGAGGAUCUGCAGGAGAUCGGGAUCACGAAGCUGGGCCACCAGAAGAAGCUGAUGCUGGCGGUGAAGAAGCUGGCAGAAAUCCAGAAGGCCGAGUACGUCAAGUACGAGUCGGGGACCCUGAAGAAGAAGGCGCCCCAGUCUCUGGACGUGCUGGCCAUCGAGUCCCCCCAGCAGGAGAACGCCGAGUGCCAGUCUCCCAAGAUGACCACCUUCCAGGACAGCGAGCUGAGCAGCGAGCUGCAGGUGGCCCUCACGGGCACGGGCGAGGCAUCCGAGGGCCAGGAGAAGCAGGCGAACCAUGUGGCACACAUCCGGGACGGAGCAGGCUACCGGGGCCCCUCCUCCAGGCACGUGCAUGAGAACAGCCUGAGCGGCCGGGCCAAGCACAUAAGCAGCUCCCAGGAGCUGCUGGGGGACGGGCCCAAGGGGCCGAGCGCAGCCAUGUCCAAGAGCCAGGAGUUCCUGACGGAGGAGGUGAAGGAGGGGCCCCCCAGCAUGCCCAAGGAGGUCAGGCCCGCGCGGCACGGGCACCCCGUCAAGAGAGCCAGCGUGCCUCCGGUGCCAGGCAAGCCCAGGCAGUCAUUCCCCCCGGCCGGGGGGCGCUUCACCCCACCGCAGACGCCCACCAAGCCGCGGCCGUCCUCGCCCCAGACGCUCAUCGUGGGCCAUGCCACGGCCAAGGUCAAGCCCACGCCGCAGCUCCUCCAGCAGGCUGACCGCCCCAUGUCGCCCCGGUCCCUGCCUCAGUCCCCCACCCACAGGGGCUUUGCCUACGUCAUGCCGCAGCCCGUGGAGGGCGAAAGCCUCGCCCGGCACCCCCCGGGCCCCGUGGCACAAGGAGUCCCAGUCCUGCCGGUGUCGGUGCCUGUGCUCUGCCUGCCGCCGCAGAGCGGGGAGGCGGAGGAGGAGCUGGGCAGGCCGAAGAAGCGCGCGCACAGCCUGAACCGCUACGCCAUGUCCGACAGCGAGCAGGAGCGGGACGAGCUGCUGGUGCCGGACGCCGGGCCCUACGCCACAGUGCAGCGGCGGGUGGGCAGGAGCCAUUCGGUGCGGGCGCAGUCGGGUGGAGACAAGAACGUCAACCGCAGCCAGUCUUUUGCUGUCCGGCCCAAGAAGAAGGGGCCGCCCCCGCCGCCCCCCAAGCGCUCCAGCUCCGCCAUCUCCAGCACCAACAUGGCCGACGACUUCAGCAAGGAGGGGGGAGGGGCCGCGCCCGGCGGGGAGGAGGAGGAGGCGCAGGAGAGUUACCGGGAGCAGCGGCGCGCGAGCGACGUGGGGGGCAGCGUGGACACAGGCAGCGCGGGCAGCGUGAAGAGCAUCGCCGCCAUGCUGGAGAUGUCCUCUAUUGGCGGGGGCGCCCGGGGGCUGGCCCUGCAGAAGCCUCACCCAGGAGGAGGAGGGAAGGGACCCGACGGCUACUACCUGCACCCUGCUGGCGCCAUGCACCUGGCCAGCCCGGAGCAUUCCCGCGUGGCCGCCGUCCUGGCCACUGCGAAGCACAAAGACGCCAUCGGCCUGGACGGGGAGGUGGUGAACCGGCGCAGAACCAUCAGCGGCCCCGUGACCGGCCUCAUCGCGGCCGCCCGCCGGGAGCGCUCUGACAGCAUCCGGUCGGACACGGGCAAGGACGGCGGCCCGGUGGAGCGGCUGCGGGCGGAGCCCGGGGGCUCCCCCCAGAACAGCUCGGCUGAGAACAUCCCCUUUGCCGAGGACGGGACCCUGACCAUCAAGCAGCGGCCCAGGCAGAUGGGGCUGGCCAGGGGCGAGGCAGGGGAGGGGCUGUCGCCUGCUCACCGGCACGGGGACCUGGCCAAGGUGGAGGCCAGCGCCACACUCAAGAGGAGGAUCCGGGCCAAACAGAGCCAGCAGGACAGCGUCAAGUUCAUCCUGACCGAGUCGGACACGGUGAAGCGACGGCCCAAGUCCAAGGACAAGGAGCAGGGGCUGGAGCCGGCCCCCCUCUCCGUCUACCAGAACGGCACCGGCACCAUCAAGCGGAGGCCGGCGUCUGAGAUGAGCGGCGCGGAGACGCCCCCGCUGGGCCCUGCUGCAGGCCACAGGCAGGACAGGCUGGAACACGUGCCGCAGGCUGUGGGCGGGGAGCCCAAAAAGCCCUUCAAGCCGCCGGUCUCUCCCAAGCCCGUGUUAACCCCACAAGCACAGAAGGUCCCCGGGCCGCCCACACCCACGUCCAAAAAGGCACCGCUCCCCAGCCCCGGCAGCCCAGAGGUGAAGCGAGUCCAUGGCACCCCACCCCCGGUGUCGCCCAAGCCCCCACCGCCCCCGACGGCACCCAAGCCCCCCAAGCUCCACGCUGCCAUCCAGUCAGUGAGCGCGGGCUCCACGCCCACCCCAUCCCCUGCCAAGCAGCUCACCACCACGAUCAAGCCUUCAAGCACACCGCCUUCGCUCUGCUCGAGCCCCGCCAAGCCCUUGUCGCCCGGCGGGCAGCCCCAGCAGGUGCCCGUCAAGCCGCCGCGCUCCUCCAUCGCCGGGCCCUCGACGGAGAGUGCCAGCCCCGAGAUGGCACACCAGAAGCUGGAGGAGACCAGCGCCUCGCUGGCAGCUGCCCUGCAGGCCGUGGAGGAGAAGAUCAAGCAGGAGGACGGGCAGGCAGCAGACUCUGCCACAGAAGCGAAGAGCACAGUCAGCAUCCUGGACGACAUCGGCAGCAUGUUCGACGACCUGGCCGACCAGCUGGACGCCAUGCUGGAAUGAGGCCCGAGGAGAACCCCAGCUAACCUCAGGAUUUACCGUGGGUACAAGGGCACAACGAUCCCCUGACUCCCAGCCCCCCUCCCUGCCCCUUGUACAGCCUGUCCCCCCUCGGCGACUAGCCCAUCCUUCGGGGUUUGCACAAAGAAGAAAAGAUUACCUCAGGAUUGUGCUCACACAGACCGCGGCCUGCGGCGCUCGGGGCAGGCUUCUGGCGGGAGUGGGUUUGCAGAAGCAAAAAAACAAAAAGCCCUGUUAUGUUUUUUUCCCUGCCUAAGUAGCAAGCGACUGUGGGAUAAAGGCGCCCGUAAUGCCAUCGAAACCCAACUGCCAGGCCGAGAACGCAGUGGGGUGGGGCUCGGCCCCUGACUCGCCUCUCCAGGCCAAACCCGAACCCCAGCGAGAACGGUUCUGUUCCGGUUGUGCCGUCUAGCUGAACUUCCGCCUUUUUUAGUUUGAACCAAUCGUCCUCUCUCUCUCGCCGGACUCCCAGAUGUGACAACUCUGUGUGUAGCCAAACGUGGCCCGAAUCAGUAUUGAUCCGUCUGCUUUCCUCCCCGUUCGGUUUGGGUUAGACUCUUGUUCUGGUGACGCCGUGUUGCUAUCGUGUCUCGACCGAGCACUGCCAUUAGCCCGUAUGCCGCCGUCUGCGUUCCCAUGUCCCCGUCUGCUGAUGCUGGGAGACGCUAGGAGUGGGUGCCAGGGUGGGGGCUUGCCCGCUGGCGUUCGGUUAGCUGCAUGCUUUGUUUUAUUCGGAAGGUGUUUGUUUGUUCUUUCCUGGUGCUGAGAAGCUGUGACCGUGAGACGUUGUUCUGGUGACAAGUCCGGUUUGACCAAUUAGCUCUUUCAUUUUUUAAAAACGAUUAUUUUUUCUGUGUUCUGGUUAUUUUGGGGGCCGUCUUGCCGGGGAAGCAGCACUCUGCGCCGGCACCGUGAGAAAGCUUUGUAGGUUUGCAUGCUCGAGACAGUGUUAUGACAAGAAAAGAAAAAUAUAGAAAAGACACCCCCCCCCCCCACGUACCACUCCCUGCUGGGGGCGGCUCCUGGCGGCUGCCCGAGGAGGUGGUUCCCGGGUGGCUUUCACUGCACAGAAAGGGCUGUUGGAAAUCUGGUGGCAGCCCCACCACGUGCCCCGUUCUCCACUCUCAGCCGCUUGGCUUCCAAAGACUUUGUCCUUGACACGGACUAUUCAGCCUUUAAUGCCCGUCCUCACCCCGCUCCUCUGCAGGGGCCUGGUUGUGCUCGGUGGACGCUCGUGGCAGCAGACUGGGGGCCCCAGAGGGAGGUCUCCAUUGAAAGGGAUGCUUGCGUGCGUGCGGUGUCCCCGGAGCAGUGGGGCUGCGGGGCACUCGGUGCGAGUGGGGAUCUGGGGCUCACCCUUUGGGAAUGGUGUGAGCUGGGCUGUGGAGGCGGUGAGCGGUGGCAGGGCCGGAACGUUGUGCUGGGGGCGGGGCAGAGAUGCUGCUUGAGGGCAGGAGCCUAGGGGCUUGUCAGCGCUCUGAGGGCCGUGGGCGCCAGGCUGUGGGUAUUCAGAGCCAGGGAU
Mauremys reevesii (Reeves's turtle) is the source of this 6238-nucleotide messenger RNA. It is a transcript of the gene CASKIN1, whose product is annotated as CASK interacting protein 1. NCBI's taxonomy places the organism in Eukaryota, Metazoa, Chordata, Testudines, Geoemydidae. The coding region runs from base 1 to 4698 and encodes 1565 amino acids. Gene Ontology annotation, molecular function: protein binding. The transcript has 21 exons. The record is from RefSeq and is a predicted model, not a curated record.